AUGAAGAUCUUAUUUAUUUUCCUAAUUAGUUUUCUUUACCCAAGUUUUAGUUUGUGUCAAGUUUACGAGGCGAUAAACGAUCAGAGAUAUGUUAGGUCUGUCGUGAAUAUGGAUAAAAUGCUUUUAUUGAAUACUUAUCUUGUAAGUAAUUUGAAGCAUUUCGCAAAGCAGCUCGCCUACAAGGCUAAAAUCAUUAAAUGGGGUGUUAACCAGUUAAACAUAAAAAUUAUGGAUGCAAAGCAAUCGGAAGGGAAAAUUAAAUGGAACCUUUAUAAUACCUUUUCACUUAUUCGACACAUGCAGGCGGAUUGGUUAUUGUGGCUUCAUUACAUGGAAGCACCUGUAGGAGAGGAACAAUUCGAUUAUAUAAAAUAUCUUAAGCCCCAUAUGCCCAAAUUAAAGGAUAUUCGGGAUGCCUCUGAGGGCAUGACAAAAAUUCAAAAGGUAUAUUCAAUGUCUGCGAGUGACAUGGCUCAGGGUAUACUAGAUGGUAUUAAGUACAACUCCUCCCUGACAGCUAGUGAUUGUGUGACCGUGGCCCAGCAUUAUUCAAACUUGUCUCAAUGGGCGAGUGCCGAAAAAUGGAUUAUUGCCGGACUGAAGUCCCUUAAACGAAAUAUCCUACAGCCAGAGUUACAAUUGCUGAGAGGACCUAGCAUAACUGAGUUGGCUAAAGUUUUGGGACUUAUUAGGAUAAAACGGCUCGACUACGAAGGGGCUCUGCAGGCCUAUCAGGUUGCCCUAAAGAAGUCUCCUCCGGAUGCAAAACUUUAUGAAGAACAUCAAUAUUUGGAAAGCAUGUAUUUGAAGCUUUUUGGACUUGAUCCAAACAUUGAGGAGUACGAUAAUAGCUACAAAAGUGAAGUAUUUUCGCUUUGCUGUAAUGGAAAAUGCCAAAAAGAUAAAAAAAUUCAAAAUCUUUAUUGUUUUUAUGAUACUAAAACUUCCAACGCUCUGAUCAUAGCACCAGUUAAAAAGGAGAUUCUCUCCGUUGAUCCCUAUAUCGCCUUGUUUCAUGAUGUUAUCUCCCAGAAGGAGCAGAAAAUAUUGCAGUCGGUCAGCAAAAUACAUUUGAUGGCUUCCACCACAAUUCAUAACAAUAACAAGGCUGUAAAAAACUAUCGAAUUUCCAAGUCUGUGUGGUAUGCAAGCGACUACAAUGAUGUAACAAAAAGACUAACCACGUUUAUGGAGCAAGCCACUGGAUACGAUAUGAAAAGUUCAGAGCUGUUUCAGGUUAUUAAUUAUGGCUUAGGUGGACGUUUCGAUGGUCAUGAGGAUUAUUUGCUUACUGAUAAGACGCGUUUUAAUGGAACCUCUGAUCGUAUCGCCACGACUCUGUUUUAUCUAAGUGAUGUAGCUCAAGGAGGCGCCACACAUUUCCCGAGGUUUAAUCUCACAGUGUUCCCUAAGCCUGGAGCAGCUUUGUUUUGGAUUAAUCUUAAAAAUAAUGGAGACGGAGAUUUUCGUACCGUCCAUGUUGGUUGCCCAGUCAUUGUAGGAUCAAAAUGGGUAAUGAGCAAAUGGAUAAAUGACCAAGGACAAGAACUCCGGAAACCAUGCCGUCCAGAAAAUUGAAUAAAAGUCAUUAAAAAAAGGUGUUAUUAAUUUAUAAAUAAGGGUGACAAAUUAUAGAAUAUAAACUCUGUACAAAGAGAAAACAAUUUAGUUUUUAAAGAGUCUUUAAAAAAUGGG
Messenger RNA from Drosophila ananassae, 1695 nucleotides. Its product is annotated as prolyl 4-hydroxylase subunit alpha-1-like. Gene Ontology annotation, biological process: peptidyl-proline hydroxylation to 4-hydroxy-L-proline. The transcript has 8 exons. Gene Ontology annotation, molecular function: protein binding; iron ion binding; L-ascorbic acid binding. NCBI's taxonomy places the organism in Eukaryota, Metazoa, Arthropoda, Insecta, Diptera, Drosophilidae. Gene Ontology annotation, cellular component: endoplasmic reticulum. The coding region runs from base 1 to 1578 and encodes 525 amino acids. The record is from RefSeq and is a predicted model, not a curated record.